Candidozyma haemuli is the source of this 3450-nucleotide messenger RNA. RefSeq names its product translocase. NCBI's taxonomy places the organism in Eukaryota, Fungi, Ascomycota, Pichiomycetes, Serinales, Metschnikowiaceae. Bases 1 to 3450 code for a protein of 1149 amino acids. The record is from RefSeq and is a predicted model, not a curated record. Gene Ontology annotation, cellular component: cytoplasm. The transcript has a single exon. Gene Ontology annotation, molecular function: ATP-dependent chromatin remodeler activity; ATP binding.
AUGCUGGUCCGUUCAUCCGACGUCAUAGUGGUCUCCUCGGACGACGAGUCCAUCCAAGAUUCGUUUGACGGUACUCAGGACCCUGGAAGCAGCAUUCCUCGCCAGAUCAGCUCUCCCUCUCAGGAGCCGAACCGAUGGUGGGAACUGUUGAGCCAGUAUGAUAACGAGGGCCGAAACCAUGAUAAUAGCGGGCUGUUGAUGUCCAGAGGCACGAAACGAAGCUUGCCAAACCAACAAGCAGUGGAAACUGAGGCUUCCGUGGAGUCUCCCGAGGAUGGACUGGUUCUGAAUGGAGAGAGGAAAUCCAAGUACUUUAAUAGACUGCGGCGGUCUGUGCCGCUUGAGCUGGAUACGGACUCUGUGAUUGUGAUUUUGUCGAGUGACGAUGAAGGAGGGAACGCUGGGCCUGAUGCUGACGAUUCAGGUGAAAAGUCACCUGUUCAGGGUGGUUCGCCAGCGUUGGUGGAACCUUUGCCUCCUUCGGAGUCUAUUCGUUCGCCAGAACAAAACGGGACUCAAACUACAGAUCCUCCACGUCAGAUCUUCCCUGAAGGUCAGGUUGUCCAGAACGGCCAUAACGGUCACAGCGAGCUACCUCAGACGCAACAGGAUGCUGAACUGGACUCUGACGAUGAAAUCGCCGUGCUUUCCAAAGAAGAAGCUGAAAGGAUUGGUAAAUUUAAACCUACAACGUUUGAGAGGCCUCCCCCUCCUCCAGACCCGAACCACAACUACCGUGAGCUUUUGGCAAAUACAUCAUUCAACCAGCCUGUGCCGCUGUUACAGCCACCACCUCCACAACAACUAUACUCAUCGGACCCACUGCAGGCACAGCAGGAUAGGAAAGCUCACGAGUACUUUGAUACCCAAAACGUGGACCAACUUACAGCUUACGAUAGUACUCUAGAUGCACAGCUUUCAAGAUUCGACAAGUUAAGAGACGAUAACUUGAACAACAUGCGUGAUGCAAGAGCUCGGAUGGAGAGUCUUUCAUUGACACAGUCUGACGAGAGGUCAGAGUUGAUUAGAGAAAUCAACGUUUCGCUUUCUGACGCCAAUACGGCCAUUCUCAGAGCAAAGAAGAUCAGAAGGUAUAAGAACAUCUUGCACCAUGUUAUCCGCUACAAGAGGCUGAUAUUUCCUAACACGUACCAAAUCCCACUGCAAUCUAGCUUCUUUGGCUACUCAGUGCCUCCAGGCGGCUCCUUACCUAAUCCCUACAACCCACAGGCUCCAUAUGCUCCAUCUCCUAGACCCACACAGCAACCAAUGGGAUAUGGCCAACAAACACAGAAUGUGUAUGAUGACUCUGUACAUCUUCAAGAGCUUUUAAAGGAUGUCGGUAACGAAGAAAAGAUCGAAGGUAUGGCAUUGACGCCUUCUGAACUUAGUGUCCAGUUGCUAGAUCAUCAAAGAAGAGGUUUACAUUGGCUUCUAAAUCGUGAGAAACAAGAGCAGGGAAGUAUUCUUGCUGAUGAUAUGGGUCUCGGUAAGACAGUUCAAACCAUCGCCCUUUUGAUGGCCAACCAGCCUGAAGAUUCGAAUCAAAAAACUACCCUUAUUGUCGGUCCUGUGUCGCUUUUACGUCAAUGGAAUGCCGAACUUCGUGCAAAGAUUAAUAUGGAGCAUAAGCAGAAGGUUGCAUUUUACCAUGGAGCGGAAAAGAAAAAGAUCAACACUUUCAAAAAGAUGCAACGCUUUGAUGUUGUUUUAGUGUCGUAUACUACAUUGGCUUCCGAAUUUAAACUGCAUUAUAGUGUGGCAAUGGAACAGGCAAUGGCUUCACAUGGGCAGAAUGUCCUUCCUUCAUUUAGUCUGGGUGGACAGAGUUACGUCUCGCCGUUUUAUUCUCCAGACUCUAAAUUCUACAGAGUUGUUCUAGAUGAAGCCCAAUAUAUUAAGAACAAGGUCUCACAGACAUCCAAGGCCACUGCGCUUCUAAGAUCAAAACAGCGUCUUUGUUUGACCGGUACGCCAAUGCAAAAUAGCAUUGAUGAGCUUUAUCCAAUCCUUCGUUUCCUUCGAACCAGACCUUAUAAUGAUGAGGUCAAGUUCAAACGUGAUAUUUCUGUGCCCAUACGUGCGAAUGAUGAUAGGGUAGAUGAUUACGAACGAAAUAUUUCCAUGAAGAAGUUAAGAGCUAUUCUCCUGGCAAUCAUGCUUCGACGGACUAAGGACUCUAAAGUCGAUGGUAAGCCAUUGAUGGUGUUACCGAAGAAGACAAUUAAGAAAGUCGUCAUUUCUAUGGAUGGCGAAGAGUCAAAAGCUUACAAAGACUUGGAAGCUGGUAUUCAAAAGAAGGCCGAGAAGCUUCUUAACAGCAAGCACAAGAAUUCCCACAGCAACAUUCUUACCUUGCUUUUACGAUUGAGACAAGCAUGCAUUCAUGAGAUUCUUGUCGAAGUGGGUGAAAUGAAUUCGACAGAGAGAAAUCAAGGCGUUGGAGGAGUUCAAAACUGGAAGACAAUGUAUGCACUUGCACAGAAUUUACCACAAAAUGUGCAACGAAGAAUAUCUGAAGAGUUGAGGAAAGACGGACAAGAUCUUACAGGUGACGCAGAUUAUGUUGAUAAAAGCAAUGUCCAGUUGACCUGCCCAAUGUGUUUUGACGUGGUUGACCAGUCGUCUAUCGUUAUUCUACAUCCAUGUGGACACAUGAUUUGUGAUGGCUGUGUUGAUGGCUUCUUCGAUAGCGAUAGAAACGAUGAUGAUACCGUACCGUGUGUUAUGUGUCGUCAGAAAGUUUCGGAGAACUCCUUGAUCAGCUAUUCCAUCUAUAACCAGGUCGUCAACGAGAGCUUGAACUUCGACGAUUUGAAAGCUCAGUAUGGACUGGGCAGUGCAAGAAAGACAACUACAGGGGAAAAGAUCAACAAAAUUAUACAUGAUCGUGGAGGGUUCACGCUAUCUGCAAAAUUACAGAAGACUCUAGAUAUUAUACGGGAUGUUGUGAAGAACUCUAGUGACGAAAAGAUCAUUGUGUUCUCUCACUUCACUGGCACUUUUGAUCUCAUGUCUAAAGCGCUCCAAGACAGCAAGAUUAAGCAAUUGCGUUACGAUGGUACGAUGAACAUUGAUAUGAAGAACACAGUCAUCAGGCGGUUCUACCAAGGAGAUGAAAGGGUGUUGCUUAUAUCUCUUAAAGCAGGUAAUGUUGGUUUGACGUUGACAUGCGCCUCACAUGUUAUUAUUAUGGAUCCGUUCUGGAAUCCUUUCGUGGAAGACCAGGCUAUGGAUAGAGCACAUCGUUUUGGCCAGCAAAAGCCAGUCACUGUCUAUAAGAUGCUUGUCACCGACAGUGUGGAGGACAGAAUCAUCAACUUGCAAGACCGUAAGAAGGAGCUUGUCAACUCGGCGCUCGACAGUACCGAGUUGAAGAAGAGCAGUGCUCUUGGCAGACAAGAAUUGGGAUACUUGUUCGGUUUGAACAACAUGGGACCUAGGAUUUAA